GUGAUGCGUCGGAGGGUCAUAGAGAAGUCAAACCUGAGCCCUCUGUUUUGAUAUUUUUGUUUCCUUUCCAGAAACCAAACCAGACGAUCGAAAACCGAAGGAGCACGUUGGAAUACCCAGAGAACGCUGAAAUCCCGUCAGAAAAAUCAUGGAAGCUGAAAUUUCACUCUUUUCUUGCUAUCCUUGUUCAUAUAUCUUCCUGGAUCACUCUAUUCGCUUCAUACCCAUCACGAUUCACUCGCUAAUUUACAGACAAAGUAGUAAGCAUCAUGUGGCAGUAUAUUAAUGGAGGAACGAGUGCAAGAUUCCUAUCCUCUUCUGCUAGGGCCUCUAAAUGGUGGGACCAUGUGAGAAUCGCAGAGAAGGACCCCAUUGUCGCGGUGAAGGAAGCUUUUCGUGCUGACCCAUUUCCCCACAAGAUCAAUCUUGGAGUGGGGACUUACAGGGAUGAUGAAGGUAAGCCUUUUGUUCUCCAAAGUGUUCGUGAUGCAGAAGCUGAGAUUAAGGGGUGUAAAUUCGAGGAAUUAAGCUCUUCCGCAGUCAGUUCAAAGUUUGUUCUGGAGAGUGUGAAAUUGGCAUAUGGAAAUGAUUCACAUGUUGUCAAAGAAGGCUUGUUUGCUGGAGUUCCGGCUCUCUCUGGAACUGGUGCAUGUCGGCUCUUUGCUGAAUUCCAAAGGAAUUUCUGUCCUGAUUCUCAAAUUUAUCUACCAAAUCCAACCUGGUCAAACCACCACAACAUAUGGAGACAGGCUGGAAUUCCGGUCAAAAUGUUUCACUACUACCAUCGUGAUACAAAAGGUUUAGAUUUUUCAGCACUCAUGGCUGAUGUGAAGAAUGCACCAGAUGGUUCAUUCUUCUUGCUCCAUCCCUGUGCUCAUAAUCCAACCGGUGUUGACCCAACUGAGGAACAGUGGAGAGAAAUCUCAUAUAAAUUCAAGGCAAAAAAUCAUUUUCCCUUUUUCGACAUGGCUUAUCAAGGUUUUGCAAGUGGGGAUCUUAACAAGGAUGCCCGGGCACUGCAGAUUUUUUUAGAAGAUGGACAUUUAAUAGGCUGUGCUCAAUCAUUUGCUAAGAUUAUGGCAUUAUUUGAGCAUAAAGUUGGUUGUCUUAGUGUUUUGUGCACCGAUAAAGAGAAAUCUGCUGCUAUGAAAAGCCAGCUGGAGAAGAUUUCACUUGCAAUGCAUAGCAACCUCCCUAUGCAUGGUCUAUUAUUGGUUACGAUGAUCUUGAGCGAUACAGACAUGAAAUCACUCUGGAGAAAAGAGUUGAAGGAUAUGGCCAAUCGAAUCCAAACAAUGCGAUCUACCUUGCGUCAGAGCCUCGAGAAAUUGGAUUCUUCUCUCAACUGGGAGCAUAUAACUAAGCAGGUUGGCAUGUUCAGCCUUUCAGGAUUAUCCCGUGAUCAGGUUAAACAAUUGGAGAAGGAUUUCCAUGUAUACAUGACUCCAGAUGGACGAAUAAGCAUGGCAGGUGUGACUAGAAGCAAUGUGAAAUAUGUGGCAAAUGCAAUAUAUCAAGUGACCAGAAUGGAUGAAGAAGUUUUAUGUGCUGGUAACUCCGGGAAUCAGUAACUCUUCCAACUUCGGAUUCUCUUAAUUUUGAAUGAGAAAAUGACUCAUUUUAAAGUGCAUCUCAAUUUUUUUUUUGGCCAAUUUGAAUGGUUCUUUUUUCUUCUUCAUUUAAAAAUAUGAACCAUUCAAAUUAACUUAUCAAAAUUUAUUCAAAAUGACCGCAAUUUCUUCUCAUAAAAUUGAGAAUCCAAAGUCCCUCGCUAACUUGUGCUGACCGCACAUGUCAACCAUGUAGUUUUUCACUGAUUGCCUUCUCCAAGUAGGAAAUACAAGGUUCAUGGUUUACAAGCAUGCCAGAACACAUCAACACUAGAUUGUGGUAAUGAUUGUAAGUAAAUAGUUUCAUUGCAGUACAAUGAACAGCUACAUAAUAUAUAUAUAUAUAUAUAUAUAUUUGGCCAAUAUACAUAUAUAGAUGAAAUAUCA
This is a messenger RNA of Prosopis cineraria, 1997 nucleotides long. Its product is annotated as aspartate aminotransferase, mitochondrial-like. The transcript has 10 exons. The record is from RefSeq and is a predicted model, not a curated record. Gene Ontology annotation, molecular function: pyridoxal phosphate binding; L-aspartate:2-oxoglutarate transaminase activity. Gene Ontology annotation, biological process: biosynthetic process; amino acid metabolic process. NCBI's taxonomy places the organism in Eukaryota, Viridiplantae, Streptophyta, Magnoliopsida, Fabales, Fabaceae. Bases 270 to 1571 code for a protein of 433 amino acids. Gene Ontology annotation, cellular component: mitochondrion.